AUGAUUCGGAACGCUGUAACUUUGCUUGGCUAUUUGGCCAUAGCGGCUUGUGAAGCUGGGAUUGGCGAUGGGCGAUAUCACAAGCUACCCGGGACAGCGGACUACGAGCUGAUCAGUGCAUAUGAGGACUUGGUCUCCACCAUCACCAAUCAUGUGGACUUGGGCUUGCAGGACUUACCAAAAAGACUGAUCCUCUUCAGCGUGUGGUACAUUGCUUCUCGAAGCUUGAAUGAUGCGCUGGGAGGUGGCGACUGUGCAUGUAAGGAGGGCUCCCCCAAGUCCUUCAAGCCUUACGUCCGCACGAGGAUCUGCAAACUGGAUAUGUCUGCCGUGCAGACGGUGAGCCCGUUUCUCUUUGGCGAGGAUCUUCCCAGCUCUGAGCUGACACCAGCCGAGCUUUGGGCGCACGUUGCCAAGCGAGCUUUGUACCUUUCUGAAAUCAGCCGGACUUACCCUGGUGUCAUAGCAGAAACAUCUUUUCAAGCAUCGAUGCUCUCGCUGUCGCACUUGGCAACUUCUCUUCCUGAGCUGGGGACAACUUGGAUGAGCGGGAGACCACCCAGACUCGUGUUACCGCAUUGCACCGCCGAUGACUUUGCUGGAGCCUUCUGGUGGGAGGGUGUGGCGUCCCACAGCAGCGAGCACUGGCUUUAUCCCGUCUUGAACAAACUGGGGGAAGGCUCACACGUUGGAAUGGUCUUACGCCCAUCUCCUGCUGUCCUACUGCUUGAAGAGGGCUGUGAACUUAACCCCAGGAUGCCUUUGAUGCAAGACCCGAUUCGGUGCUUGCAAGAUUCUGGCGGCUGGGAUGUGGUCGCCAUGGUCGAUGGCUUGGACAACUUCACAGCAGUCAGUGCAGAACAGGGCCGCAUUCCCGGAACAGUGGUAAACGAGACCUUCCGACUGGACUGGAACAAGGAAGGUAAAGUGACAAGUUUCAAGUUUGGCAAGAUCGUCCGAAGCCCCAGGCGCGGUGGGCGAACGGCAAUGCUUCCUAGAACGGUUGAUAUCCUUGUGGUCACACCUCAAGGGGGCAACUGCUACGAUGCAGCAGAGAUGAUUCCACCUGUUCGAAGCAACAUUCGUCUCGUCGUGGUGCCCAUCAACCCGCUCUAUGCACCACCCACGCGGCUGGUGCCUGACUUUGCCGGCACACUGCCUCAACGUAAAGGACUGGCUGAUCUGAAAUCCAAUGACAGGCACAAACUGCAGCGGCUUCUCUUUCUGAUGCAUUGCUCCCUGCAAAGCGCUGUGGAUCUCAUGACGCCACGUUUCGUUCUGCUGUUUGUUGACGGAGCGCGCGCUGUCUUUGCGGAACGAUCUAUAGCCCACCGAUACUGCACCCCCGUGGGCAGUGGGGAAGCCUGUGCUCCGCUUCAGACGCUCUGGCAUCGUGGAGCAAGCUGUUCGCCUGCCACGCUGCAGCUAAUCCCGAGAGAGAAUGACCAGCCACUGAAGGAGGCAUCCAAAAGCACCAGCUGA
Messenger RNA from Symbiodinium pilosum, 1482 nucleotides. The record is from the annotation of a GenBank genome assembly. Lineage: Eukaryota; Dinophyceae; Suessiales; Symbiodiniaceae.